Molecule: messenger RNA, 6215 nt
Organism: Homalodisca vitripennis (glassy-winged sharpshooter)
Lineage: Eukaryota; Metazoa; Arthropoda; Insecta; Hemiptera; Cicadellidae
Product: multidrug resistance-associated protein 1-like
Exons: 31
Coding region: 433-4947 (1504 amino acids)
Biological process (GO): transmembrane transport
Cellular component (GO): membrane
Molecular function (GO): ATP hydrolysis activity; ATP binding; ABC-type transporter activity
Source: RefSeq, a predicted model, not a curated record
GUAUACUUAACCAGUGCUGUGCUUAGAUAGAUUAAUAACUUACCAAACAUAUAUAACAUUCAAUUAAACGCUGGGAGUUUAAAAUUUGUUUUGUUUUCGAGUGGUACUACUGAUAGCUGCCUAGGCAGCAGCGGCCGCUGAGUUACGAGUUAUCUUUCAACAGUUAGUCGUCUGCCGCCAGUGCCGCAAGUUAUAACCUCACAGUUGAUAACCGCGACGCGCGGGUAUAACAGGCGUAUUGGUUCUAAUAGGAUUUCAAACUUCCACUUAUUCUAACUUUACGUUUUUAUUUAAGUACCGUAUUGUUCGAUUGUCUUAUUUGGUAACAUAUUGUAAGCCUAGUGUUCUAACUCUCUCUCUAUCAUCUUUUUACACUUAUCAAUCAAUCAUAAACUGGAUACUUUUUAUAACCUGUAGUUUCAAAAUUAAUUCAUGUCUUCAGAUGAGGAUGGUUUCUGCAAUUCUAGUUUUUGGGACUCCACCAUCUCCUGGGAUACAGACAAUCCUCGGCUCCCCUUGUGUUUCGAGAAGACCGCUCUGGUGUGGGGUCCAUGUCUGCUGCUCUGGUUACUCACACCUCUCGAGCUGUUCGUCAUAUUCCACAGCAAGUGUAGAGAUGUGCCUUGGAGGUUUACAAACACUACAAAACUAUGUCUCAAUUUGGUACUUAUCGUACUGAGUGUUACCAGCUUCGUCUGGUCACUGACCCUGAGUAUGGCAGGAGAAAAGGUUUACCCUGUUGAUCUGUGGACUCCUGCUGUAACUUCUGCUACGUUUGUGUUGACGUUGGUACUACUAAUUUGGGACACGAAAAGAGGACUCCAGUCUUCAGCAGUUCUGUUCUUGUUUUGGCUAAUUUUGAGUACAGUUGGCGUCGCACAAUUCUUCACCGAAUUUAGAGAAGCAGAGUAUGACGAUUCAGAGGAAAGUUUAUACAGAAGUCUUCUUUACAUAUUUCACUACCCUCUUGUGGUUUUAAUGUUUUUACUGAACAUAUUUGCUGAUCCACCGCCGAAAGUAACCGACUAUCCAAAGAGUCAGAAACUAUGCCCAGAGGUACAAGCCUCAUUUGCCUCAAGAAUGAUUUUUGGAUGGUUCGAUCAGCUGAUAUGGAAGGGUUAUAAGAAAUCUUUAAAUGUUGCCGAUCUAUGGGACUUACGUUAUCAGGACACUUCGGCUCAGAUAGUAAGACGAUUUGAGAGAAGCUGGGCAAAGUAUUAUGGUGAUGAUACUGAGGCUGCUGCCAGUGGAUUGUACAAGAAACUUGAAUCAUAUGGAACACUGAAAAAUACAAGUAAUGUAAAGAAGAAGAGAGUCACUAUUCUUUGGCCUAUCUGGGGGGCUUUUCGGAGCCCAAUUAUGUCUUCAGCAGCAAUUAAGAUCAUAGGAGAUAUUAUAUCAUUCGUUAAUCCACAGAUUUUAAACUUGCUGAUCCAGUUUGUAGACAGUAAGGAGUACAUGUGGAGAGGGUUUGCCUACGCAAUCGGCAUGUUCGUUACUGCAGAAUUGCAAUCCAUCUUCUUCCAUCAGCAGCUGAUGUCUAUGUACAGAGUUGGUCUCAACUGGAGGACUGCUAUCAUGUUUGCUGUUUAUAAGAAGUCUCUGCGCAUCUCCAAUGCAGCCCGCAAGAGGUACACAAUGGGAGAAGUUGUAAAUAUGAUGGCUGUGGAUGCUCAGCGAUGUAAUGACUUUGCAUCAUACUGUCACUUUACUUGGGCCAGUCCAUUCAUCAUCUUUGUUGCUCUCUACUUCCUCUGGCAGAUUCUUGGUCUAGCAGCAUUAGCCGGACUCGCUGUCAUGCUCAUCAUCAUUCCAAUAAAUGCUCUUAUAGCGAAGAAAGUAAAACUCCUACAAAUGGAACAGAUGACAUAUAAGGAUGAAAGAGUCAAACUGAUGAAUGAAGUAUUGGCUGGAAUCAAGGUAUUAAAGCUCUACGCUUGGGAUCCAAGUUUCAGAAACCAAAUUCUCAAGAUAAGAGAGAAGGAGAUAAGAGUGUUAAAAUCAGCUGCAUUGUGGAAUGCUUCCAUCUCCUUUCUUUGGCUCUGUUCUUCAUUCCUGGUGUCACUUGUCACUUUCGCAGUGUUUGUGAUGAUCGAUGAACGCAACGUUCUCACCUCAGAAAUUGCAUUUGUGGCCACUGCACUGUUCAAUAUUAUGAGGACGGCUAUAUCCAUAAUGCCCAUGACGGUGCAGGUUCUGCUUCAGUUUCUGGUGUCUUAUAGAAGAAUAGAUGAGUUUAUGAAUGCUGAAGAGUUGGAUAUAAAUUCGGUAUCUCACGAUGAAAGUAAAGAUGAUCCAUUAAUCAUGGAGGGUGGAACGUUUUCUUGGGGAACAACAAAUGUAGAAAGGCCUAUUUUGUGCAAUGUUACACUCAAGAUACAACCAGGACAGUUGGUAGCAGUGGUGGGAGCUGUCGGCUCUGGCAAGAGUUCCCUCAUCUCUGCCUUCCUGGGUGAGAUGGACAAAAUCUCUGGAUAUGUCAACACUAAGGGUAAAAUAGCAUAUGUACCUCAGCAAGCGUGGAUACAAAAUGCUACACUGAAAGAUAACAUUUUGUUUGGCAGUAGCUUCAACAACAAAAAAUACAUUAAUACUAUAGAAGCCUGCGCUCUUAAACAAGAUUUUGAUAUGCUGCCUGGCAGAGAUUUUACUGAAAUAGGAGAAAAGGGUAUCAAUCUUAGUGGAGGUCAGAAGCAGAGAGUAAGCCUGGCUCGAGCUGUGUACAAUGAUGCAGAUAUUUACCUGCUGGAUGAUCCUCUCAGUGCUGUGGACUCUCAUGUUGGCAAACAUAUUUUUGAGAAUGUUAUUGGCCCCAGAGGAGAACUCAGAAAAAAGACCAGAAUUUUGGUAACUCACGGAGUAACAUUCCUGAGCCAAGUGGACAAGAUCAUAGUGUUGAAAGGUGGUGAAAUUACAGAGGAAGGGACAUUCAAAGAACUUAUGGCCAAGAAAGGAGAAUUCGCUGCCUUUUUGGUACAACACAUCACAGCUACUGAUGACCCUGGAUUACAAUCAGAAAUUGAAGACAUGCUUGAUGAUGACACUGAUAAACUGAUCUUCAGAGAAAAUAUUGAACAUAGCAAAACUGAGUCUACAAGAUCAUCAACUUCUUCACUAAGUAGCCAGUUGACUGUGGACUCCGACGAUGACUUGGAAUUCACUUCUCACAUUGAUAGAUUGAUUCAAGCUGAGAAAACUGAAACUGGCAGUGUGAAGUGGAGCGUUUACACUCACUACCUGAAGUCUGCAGGUAUACUGCUCUGUAUAGCCACAGUGGGGUUCAUGGCUCUGUUUCAAGCUUUCUCAGUGUUGUCCAGCAUUUGGCUGUCUGACUGGACCAAUGACAAGGCGGCAGCUGUAGACGGAGUUCAGGUUCCGGAAAAACGCAGCUUUUAUCUAGAGAUUUACACACUGUAUGGAGUUGGGCAAGUGGCCGCAGUUUUGGCUAGUGCCUACACUCUUGCCCUUGCUACAGUCCUGGCUUCACAUCGCCUUCACCUCUCAAUGCUAACUAAUGUGCUGCGUUCACCGAUGAGCUUCUUUGAUACCACUCCAACGGGAAGAAUUGUCAACCGAUUUGGAAAAGACAUUGAAGUUGUUGACAACACGCUGCCUUUCUCAGUCAAUAACGCUUUGUCGAUGUCUGCCAAUGUUGUAGGGACACUGGUUGUUAUCACCUGGUCAACUCCAGCUUUUGCUUCCAUCAUUGUUCCUGUUGGAUUGCUUUACUAUUUAGUACAGAAGUUUUAUGUUACAACUUCUCGCCAACUGAAGAGAAUAGAGUCCGUGUCCCGAUCUCCCAUAUUCUCCCACUUCAGUGAGACUGUUUCUGGUGCUUCAUCGAUCAGAGCAUACAGGGUUGAGAACCGUUUUAUCAAAACAGCGGAAGACAGGGUGGAUGCCAAUCAAGUCUGUUACUACCCCAGCUUGAUCUCAAACAGAUGGCUCGGUAUCCGGUUAGAGACAAUAGGCAAUAUUUUAAUUUUCUUUGCAGCUUUAUUUGCUGUUUUGGAAAGAGAUACAUUAGAUCCUGGAAUUGUUGGUCUCUCCAUUAGUUAUGCUUUGCAGAUUACAGGGAUGCUGAACUUUGCAGUGCGGAUGGCCUCGGAUAUUGAAACAAACAUUGUUUCAGUCGAGAGGAUUAAAGAGUAUGCUGAAAUUCCUCAGGAAGGAGCAUGGGAAGUUCAGCCCAGGCCUGACCCCAAGUGGCCAGCUCAUGGUACUGUCGAGUUCAAGGACUUCCAAGUACGUUAUCGAGAAGGCCUGGAAUUGGUGCUGAGAGGGGUCUCCUUUGUCAUCAAUAGCCAAGAGAAGAUUGGUAUAGUUGGUCGAACUGGAGCAGGCAAGUCCUCUCUCACUCUGAGUUUGUUCCGUAUACUGGAAGCUGCUGGGGGACAUAUUUACAUUGAUGGUCUGGACAUCUCCAAGAUUGGACUAGGAGAUCUCAGGUCCAAGCUUACCAUCAUUCCUCAGGAUCCAGUUCUUUUUUCUGGUUCUCUUCGAAUGAACUUAGAUCCAUUUGAGAUGUACAAUGACUCAGACCUUUGGCAUGCUCUGGACUUGGCACAUCUUGGACUAUUUAUCCGUUCCCAGCCUGAGAAGUUAUUCCACACAAUCUCCGAGGGUGGAGAUAACUUGAGUGUUGGCCAACGACAGUUGGUAUGCCUGGCUCGAGCACUGCUGCGGAAGACUCAGAUAUUGAUCCUGGAUGAGGCCACAGCCGCCAUUGACUUGGAGACAGAUAACUUGAUACAGCAGACAAUACGAGAGGAGUUCAAGGAUUGUACAGUUCUCACAAUAGCUCACAGACUCAACACCAUCAUAGACUCUGACAGGGUUAUAGUGCUGGAUAAAGGAAAGGUGAAAGAAUUUGAUUCACCAUCAAAUCUUCUCAAACGGCCAACAUCAAUAUUUCAUGGAAUGGCAAAACAUGCUGGUCUUAUAUGAUAUUAUCUUGCCCAUAUCUAUUAAUGAGAUUGUCACACCUGGAAUAACACCAGAUACUCAUAUUGCUAUUAGAACUUGUAUGUUUAAGUGAAUUUACAUAACUCAUUUGUUGUGCAGGGAACAUUAAUUAUUUUGCUUGAUGGGUUGACAUAAACUAAAAAACACCAAAAAUAAUAGGAGAUAAGGAAAAGAAUUAAACAUUUUGAUCUGAUGUUGAAGCAGAAUAGCUCUGUAUGGAAACUAUAUAAACAUAUAAACCUUGUAAUUAUCAUCAUAGCAGUAUGGAAUCAAAUAGCCACACAACAAUAUGUUGUUAUGAAAACACUCACUCUGUAAUUUUAAACAUAUUUACAGCCUACUGAGUACUGAUUACAGAAAAACUUGUACUUGACGUUUGUACCAGCUUAUAACAAUUUGUAUUAUUAAUAAUAUUUGUAAUUUUUUUAUUUGCUGCUUAAAUCUGUAUAAGUAUACUGCUUUAGCUCAUUAAUGUAUUGAGACAUACAGAAUCCAUAUUUUAUGGAUUUCUGGGAGAAUACCAUAUUUCAGAUAAUGUUUUGUGUAAGACUACAGUGGCGUGUAUAUAUAAAAUUAUUUUGGAGAGUAAUGAGAUGGUUUAGGAGGUAUAAAAUAUCUUCCAAAAACAGGAGCUUGUUAUUCUACCCCUGGGACAUUUUUGAGAUUUAAUAACUUUUAAAUGUGUUCUAGCUCAUAAUAAUCUACAGGGUGCAAUUUUAAUAGGGGAGGGGUGGUUGAGAACCCAGAGCUCCCUUUAUAUUCAUCCAUGAGACUAGGGAAGGUAAAAAUGUUAACUAAUUCCAAUUAGAUCAGGUUAUUGCUACAUAAAUGUGCAUAGGGAAUUCUCUGUAGUCAGGACUCUUUUGUGUGAAAGACUUCCCCAAUCUAAUAAUAAUGGUUUUAAAAGAAUAUUACUUGCAAUUUGAUUCAAAUUUGAAAGUUCAACAUUUAACAAAUUUUAGUUGAAUUAAGAAACUUACUUGUGUUCAUAUCCUCAGCUGUCAUAACUAUCCCUUGCAACACUUAAUCUCAAAAGAUUACAUAUAAUAUUAGUUUUUGAACAGCACCGAAAGUUUGAACUGAGGUAGUUCAAACUUGAUGUGAUAACUGAGCAUAGAUAUAUAUGUCUGUAAUAAGUUUGCAUCCAGCUUUUGUAUAAAAACUUUAUGUUCAACCAUGAAACAUGUAGCAUUUUUAUUAUUUAUAUUGUUAUGUGUAUAUAAUUAGCAAAUUACAACAAGUUUUAUUAA